UCUUCAUAACCACCCAAAUUCAACACAACACAAACAAAUAAGAUCUCAUUUCAUAUUUUAAUUCCCCCCCGUCUCUCUCACUCUCUUUCGCAUUUCAAAUCCUUCAACGCUGCGUUUUGCACUUUCGCCGAGUAAUCUUUCACUAUCACUCUACCGAAGCCAUGACCUCGACGGCGUCGUUUGCAGCUACCAACACUGUGAUUCCUAGUGAUCCGAAGCUUCGGAUUCGGAGCUUCACCGGAUUGAAAUCGUCGCACUCGCUUGCUCUCUCCAAGAGCUUUCGUGCCCUCCCCAUCCCGUACUCCUCCAGAGCUGCCUCGACCUCGCUCGUCAGAGCUGUCUCCACGCCAGUAAAGCCCGAGACUGAACCCAAGCGUAGUAAGGUGGAAAUAAUCAAAGAGCAAAGUAAUUUCAUAAGGUACCCACUUAAUGAGGAAUUGUUGACGGAUGCUUCUAAUAUAAAUGAGUCUGCUACACAAAUAAUCAAGUUCCAUGGGAGCUAUCAACAAUAUAACAGAGAUGAGCGUGGUGCAAAAUCUUACUCAUUCAUGCUUCGAACUAAGAACCCUUGUGGAAAAGUUUCAAAUCAACUCUAUCUGACCAUGGAUGAUCUUGCCGAUCAGUUUGGGAUUGGAACUCUUCGUUUGACUACCAGACAAACAUUUCAGCUCCACGGUGUUCUGAAGAAGGACCUCAAAACUGUAAUGAGUAGCAUCAUUAGAAGUAUGGGAUCAACUCUUGGAGCAUGUGGUGAUCUUAAUAGGAAUGUGCUUGCUCCACCUGCUCCUCUUGUAAGGAAAGAUUACCUAUUUGCACAGGAAACGGCAGAGAAUAUUGCUGCUCUCCUCACACCUCAGUCAGGUUUUUAUUAUGAUAUGUGGGUGGAUGGGGAGCAAAUAAUGACAGCAGAACCACCUGAAGUAGUGAGGGCACGCAAUGAUAAUUCUCAUGGAACUAAUUUCCCUGAUUCUCCAGAGCCAAUCUAUGGAACUCAGUUCUUGCCAAGAAAGUUCAAAAUUGCAGUAACUGUGCCCACAGAUAACUCAGUUGAUAUCCUCACUAAUGAUAUCGGUGUUGUUGUUGUUUCUGACGAAAAAGGAGAGCCUCAAGGAUUCAAUAUAUUUGUUGGUGGUGGUAUGGGAAGAACACAUCGAUUGGAAACCACAUUUCCUCGUCUGGGAGAACCUUUGGGAUAUGUGCCAAAAGAGGACAUUUUGUAUGCUGUGAAAGCUAUUGUCGUUACGCAAAGAGAACAUGGGAGGAGAGAUGAUCGUAAAUAUAGCAGAAUGAAAUAUUUGAUCAGCUCCUGGGGAAUCGAGAAGUUUAGAAGUGUCGUUGAGCAAUAUUAUGGAAAGAAAUUUGAGCCUUUCCGUGAACUUCCUGAGUGGGAAUUUAAAAGUUAUUUAGGAUGGCAUGAGCAGGGUGAUGGUGCUUUAUUUUGUGGACUCCAUGUUGAUAGUGGUCGUAUUGCGGGAAAAAUGAAAAAGACAUUGAGGGAGAUAAUAGAGAAGUAUAAUUUAAAUGUGCGUAUUACAGCAAACCAGAAUAUCAUAUUGUGUGAUAUUCGCAAAGCAUGGAAGCGUCCCAUCACCACAGCUCUUGCUCAGGCUGGUCUGCUGCUUCCUAAAUAUGUAGACCCCCUCAACAUAACUGCAAUGGCAUGCCCUGCUUUGCCUCUUUGCCCUCUUGCAAUAACUGAAGCUGAGCGAGGAAUACCUGACCUUCUCAAGCGGGUUAGAGCUGUAUUUGAGAAGGUCGGUCUCAAGUACAGUGAAUCUGUGGUCAUAAGGGUAACAGGCUGCCCUAACGGUUGUGCUAGACCAUACAUGGCCGAGCUUGGACUGGUUGGUGAUGGUCCAAACAGCUAUCAGAUAUGGCUUGGUGGAACCCCCAAUCAAAUGUCGUUAGCAAGAAGCUUUAUGAACAAAGUUAAGGUUCAAGAGUUGGAAAAAGUUUUUGAGCCCUUGUUCUACUGCUGGAAACACAAACGACAAACAAAGGAUGAAUCAUUUGGUGACUUCACAAACCGCAUGGGAUUUGAAAAGCUUCAAGAGCUGGUUGAGAAAUGGGAAGGUCCAGUAAGAGCAUCACCGAGACACAACCUGAAACUUUUUGCCGAUAAGGAGACAUAUGAAGCCAUGGAUGACCUCGCCAAGCUGCAGAACAAGUCCGCCCACCAGUUGGCCAUUGAAGUUAUCCGCAAUUUUGUUGCAGCCCAGCAAAAUGGCAAAGGUGUUUGAUCAUCAAUUUGUUUUCAGUUUCCAAUCCGAGAAAAUUUUAGGACAAGUAGUUCUAGAUUUCGGAAUGCAAAAUCUUCUUGGGAUUCUUUACAGGUAGCUUCUGUGCAAGGUUGCUAAGUUCUGCUUUCUUUUCUAGUUUGCUUUUUGUGCAAUCAUGUUUUCAAUGAAAGACUUUAAAACAGUUUUGCAGUGAUGUUCAGGGAAAUUA
Messenger RNA from Pistacia vera, 2448 nucleotides. RefSeq names its product sulfite reductase [ferredoxin], chloroplastic. The transcript has 9 exons. Gene Ontology annotation, biological process: sulfate assimilation. Gene Ontology annotation, molecular function: 4 iron, 4 sulfur cluster binding; heme binding; sulfite reductase (ferredoxin) activity. Lineage: Eukaryota; Viridiplantae; Streptophyta; Magnoliopsida; Sapindales; Anacardiaceae. The record is from RefSeq and is a predicted model, not a curated record. Bases 162 to 2240 code for a protein of 692 amino acids. Gene Ontology annotation, cellular component: chloroplast stroma; sulfite reductase complex (NADPH).